GCUGCUGACGCCUGUGGCCAAAACCCGGAAAAGGAGGCACGAACUUUAUUCUCGCUGUGACACCUCUGCUGGUGGACUUUCUACUUUUAUCGUCAAUCUUCGUGAGCAAAACAAAAGCAAAUAAGAGGCGAAGCCUCAACGGGUCGUACGGAGACAGCUGAGCGCGUGUUCGUCUUGAGUUAAUCCGUCGGGGUUUUUUUUCCCCCUCUAAAGCGAAAGUAAAACGCAGAGGUGGCUGACCGUAUGGACGAGGACAUGGCGGAGGAGCCUUUGCGCAUGCAGCAGGAGCUCACCUGCCCCGUGUGUCAGGAGGUGUUCCGGGAGCCCGUGCUGCUGCCCUGCACCCACAGCCUCUGUCGGGAGUGUCUGCGGGGCAGCCUGCGGGUGAGCAGCCGCUGUCCCGUGUGCAGGGGCGAGUUCGCCGAGGCGCAGGCCAUCGCCGACCGCGCGCUCAGCAACGCCUGCGAGGUCUUCCUCCGACAGGCCCGCGCUGGCCGGCCGGACCAGAGGCGUGCGAGCGGGGACGAGUGCAAGAUGCACCUGCGGCCGCUGGAGCUGUACUGCGAGAGGGACGAGGAGCCCGUGUGCGUGGAGUGCGUCACGCUGCACAACACGCACAAGCUGUGGCCGCUGAGAGAGGGCGCGCCGCUGUGCAAGAAGGAGCUCCGCUUAAGAGUGGACAUUUUUGAAAAGAAAGUGGAAUCGUACAAGAAAAUGUCGCGCAAGCUCGGCAACGCAGUGGAACACAUCAAGUAUCAAGCUGUUCAGGCCGAGAAGCAGAUCAAGGCAGAGUUUGAGAGGCUCCACGAAGCGCUCGUCACGGAAGAAGCUCUGCGUCUACAAGCCCUGGUUACAGAGGAGGAGCAGAAGAUUGGUGCCAUAGAGGAGCUGAUUGCCAACACAGACAAGGACGUUGUCAAGCUCAAUAGGCUCAUCGACAGUCUGAAGAUUGAAAUGGGCAACGAGGAUCUUACCCUCCUGCAGAAUUUCAAGAAUUUAAAAAGAAAAGCCCAGUGGACUGGAGAAGACCCUUGCAUCCCCAAUGACUCUCUUUUGGACAUGGGCAAGCACGUUGGUACUUUGGGCUUCAAAAUCUGGAAGAAAAUGCAAGACCAUGUCAAAUAUUAUCCGGUGGUGCUGAACCCGAACACGGCCUCUCCAUGGCUGUCCGUGGAUGCUGACCUGACCAGUGUGAAGGAAAGCUCUGAGCUGCUGACCGUCGCUGAAAACCCGGAGCGCUUCAAUCCCUGUGUCUUUGUCCUGGGCGCUGAGGGCUACACCUCUGGGAAACAUAGAUGGGAUGUCAUUGUUGGUGACAGCCCUAAGUGGAUUGUGGGAGUAUGCAAAGAGUCGGUGGCCCGCAAAAAGAGGUUUACAGUCUCUACAAGCCGCGGUGUGUGGUCCAUAGGUCUCAGCAAAGGGGUGUACACUGCCCAAACACCUGAGCGUACGCAGCUGCAGGUGCAGCCAGGUCCCAGGAGGAUUCGCGUCAGGCUAAACAUAGAUAAGGGCGAGGUGUCCUUUUGGGAUGGGGAAACAGAAAAGCAUCUGAUCAGUUUUACACACAAUUUUAGUGAGAAGAUAUUUCCUUUAUUUGGCCCUGGGCUCACCAGUGAACCUAUGAUUCUGGUUCAAGGGAAAAUGGCUGUGCACACGUCAUGAUGAUGUUUUCGCCUAAACAUGGGCGUCGGACCCAUUGUACGUGGGUGGGAAAAGACCCACACACUUUUUAAGAGCAAUAAUAUUGGACCCACCCACUUUUACCAUCUCUAAUUCAGGGCAUUUGUCUAUUCACUCUGUGGUACUUCCAGAGCGCCAUCAGUCAAAUUAAAUUAAACUCCAUACCACGUUUUUUCCACCGGCUGCACAGAGUCACACAGGCCGCUCUCCCACUGAGGCAGCAGCAGACUGCACAGAGCACCGUAUGCACAUAUGCUGCUCAGGUGCUCAGGUGUCUGGCCGUGCCCACAUACUGUCACUACGUUGAUGAAUGUUCAAAAUUUGUUCGCCUGUUGCUUUUAAAGGCAUCAUGUAAAUAUUAGAUGCUGUUGUGUUAAUUUUUGGGAAACCUUGCCAGGUAUGUGGUAAUUGUUUUUGGGCUAUCAAAGCAAUUUCUCAUCUAACGAGGGUGAGUCUAACGCACGACCUCUGGCAUGAAAGAUGAAUGCGUUAUCAAAAGAGCUAAAUGCCUGAGCCUGAGAUACAGUGACGGGGAUUGAUCUCUAUACUCACUGCACAGCAUUCGACUGGCUGGCCUCUGUUAUACCUGAUUAAAACGCACCAGAAUACAGGAAAUGGCAUCUACUCGAGUAAAAAAAUUCUCAGGGAGGACACACACACUUUUUUUUGGGCUUUUCGACGCCCAUGUGCCUAAACCUGUAGAACUGAAAAGAAGAUAUUGAAAGAAAAAGCUUUUUUAGCAUGAUAACCCCGGCAACACAUGGAUGAAUUACAAAUGAAAAGAACAUCAAAUACAAGAUUACAAUCAGCCAGUGAGAAGUGAAGAACCAUAAUAAAAUUGUGGAAAAGAAUCAGUAAAGAUGUAAAAUGUGAUUUAACAUUCACUUGAUUUAGCAAACUAUCCACUGCACUGAGGGAGGUCACAGACACUUGCCCCGGUAUCCCUCUCUCAAUCAUAUUUUUUAUUUAUUGAGAUAAUGUGUUCAUACAUCUAAUAUAUUCAUACUGUAGUACAGUAAACAGACCAGAAAUAGGUUGGUCUGGGUGGAAAAAGUCUUGGGACAUUAGCAUACAAUAAUGGGUUGUCUGGGAAUAUGUGCUUGUUUUGCUAUUUUUUGGUGAUUAUCUCCUGGAAACUCUAUAGACUAUGACUGCUCUGAAUCUGUACAUGCAAAAAAAAGAACAUUCUGUCUCCGUGUGAACAAUUGUUCAAUAAAAUGUGAUACAAACAAA
Scophthalmus maximus (turbot) is the source of this 2913-nucleotide messenger RNA. It is a transcript of the gene trim35-28, whose product is annotated as tripartite motif containing 35-28. The transcript is spliced from 6 exons. NCBI's taxonomy places the organism in Eukaryota, Metazoa, Chordata, Actinopteri, Pleuronectiformes, Scophthalmidae. The record is from RefSeq and is a predicted model, not a curated record. The coding region runs from base 244 to 1662 and encodes 472 amino acids. Gene Ontology annotation, molecular function: zinc ion binding; protein binding.